Messenger RNA from Penicillium macrosclerotiorum, 1464 nucleotides. Its product is annotated as N-ethylmaleimide reductase. Bases 1 to 1464 code for a protein of 487 amino acids. NCBI's taxonomy places the organism in Eukaryota, Fungi, Ascomycota, Eurotiomycetes, Eurotiales, Aspergillaceae. The record is from RefSeq and is a predicted model, not a curated record. The transcript is spliced from 5 exons.
AUGGCCCAACCUCAUGAAUCCAGUAUGUCAGAGCAACAAUGCCUUCCUAUUUCAUGUCUUCUCUCGGAAACUAAUGUGACAGGGGGCCAAUUUCAUUUCAUAUCUAUUGAAAAUCCAGGUCAUAUGAAGGCUCAAAGAACAACCCGGCAGGCCCGAUCGCAUGCUGUUGCACAUGGCCUGGAGAAAAAGCGAAAGCUGGAACGAAGCUCAGGCCAGAAUUUCCGUCCGGCGAAGAUAAGAAAUGAUCGUAUCCAACCUGAGAACACAAUAAAACAAAGCCAAGCAUUAGUUGAGUCACCAUGUCGGUCAACAUUUCAUUGCGCCGAUGGGCCGGAUCCGUUUCAGAUGCUGGCGGAGGGCUCUCCGAGGUUGCAGGCCUCAUUUAUUUACCACAAGGCUAGGUAUCCUAGAAAACCAGUCUUUGAUAUGGCCGAGGAGCUUGUACUCCAAGGCUUUGGCCCUGUUGUUGCAAACGGGCGAGAUGACCAUGCUCUUCUAAGUGCAGUCAUGCUCACAAUCAUGCUUGCCACCAGCGCUGAUAACAUCGACAAGGUGUUUCUCAAAUAUCAAGUCGAGGCUCUGAGCGCCAUUCGCCAAAGACUUGAUGCUAUAAAUAGAGUAGCCUCGGAAUCGACACUAGGCGCCAUUCUACUCCUCGUGGGAAUUGACGCUCGACUUGGAAUACCGCGCCAAGUCCAACUCCACAUGGGUGCAAUACGAAAAAUACUUGAGCUAUGCCAGUCAAAAGGGGUAUACCUGAGUGAUGGUAUCAAACGUGCCAUUUUCUGGUCGGAUUUGAACGCCUCGGUCAUGACAGGAUCAACUCGUGUCAUUGAUCACACCACCUUUCCAGAACUUCAAUGGAAGAGAGAUGCCUCGUCUUCAGACGUAUUUAUUCUACCUCCUGGAUUCCGGGCUCAAUCCCACUUGCUAGGAACGGAUUUUAUUGAGAUACUCAAGGAUAUAUAUGCAUUGCAAUGUAUCCGAGACUCUCCUAUUCUCGGCAAAGAAGAUGAAAUGCCGAUGGCCUUCAUUGAUAACCACCAGGCAUCAAUUCAAUCUAGGCUAGUCAGCUUACCAGAUGCGUCUGCUCUCACCGAAUGUUGCCAUUUGGCAGCUUACCUAUGUUCCUCAAUGAUACGUUGCAAGAUAUGGCGCUCUUCGACGAUUCCGUCCCACCUUUCAUUGCAGCUCAUCUUAAAACUAGAAGAAGCAAAUGGUGGUCUUUUCUGGAAGGAUAAUCCUGGCUUGAUAGCCUGGCUAUUGCACAUUGGCGGAGCUUUUUCUCCAGCCGGGGCUAUUCGUUCAAGUUACCUAAAGUUGCUGCACUUGAAUCGCAGUACUGUUCUGAAAGAUUUAUAUUCGUCAUGGUCAGAAUUACUCAAGGUCCUUGAACAGUUCAUAUGGUCGGAAAAGGCUUUCUCGUCACAAGUCAAGGCAUUUUGGGAAGAGAGUCUGGUUUAG